AUGAGGCGAGAGCAGGGACAUCUGGUGAAAGGAGGAUGGAGAGUGGAACCGAGGAGGUACAUUCGGUACCUGCAGAAGGAGCCCAAACGGAUGGUGAGCCCAGGCCUGCAGCAGCGGAUGCAAGUGAAAGAGGAGGGAGAGGAGGAAGGGGAGGAAGUGGGGGAAGGGGAGGAAGGGGUGAAACGGGAGGAAGGGGAGGAAUGGGAGGAAUGGGAGGAAGGGGAGGAAGGGGAGGAAGGGGAGGAAGGGGAGGAAGGGGAGGAAGGGGAGGCAGAGGAAGAAGUGGGGAUACCACUACAUGCGACACAGAUGGCUUCACUGGACAAGGUGGGGUGCUGUCAUCCCUUGAGUUCACCCUCUGCUUCCCUCUAUUUCCCAUCAUCCAUAUCUCCUCUACCUAUCUCUCCUAAUCCAUCUAUCCCUUUGUCCUAUCUCCUCCUUUUCCACUCUCUCAUCGUCCCUGUCUCCCCCAUUCCCCCUCUCCAUACUCCUUCUAUACACGCCUCCAUCCUCUCCGCCCUCUUCCUACAUCCUUUCCUUCUCCCAAGUCUUCCUAUGUUCCCCAUUUCCUCUUCCUCCUCUUAUCUCCCACAUUCCCUCUCCCCUCCUCUUCCUUUCCCUCUCCCCCUUUUCCUAUCUCCUCCUUUCCCUCUCCCCCUUUUACCUAUCUCCUCCUUUCCCUCUCCCCCUUUUCCUGUCUCCUCCUUUCCCUCUCCCCCUUUUCCCAUCUCCUCCUUUCCCUCUACCCCUUUCCCUAGCUCCUCGUAUCCCUCUCCCCCUUCUUACUGUCUCCUCCUUUCCCUCACUGCCUUCUUCAGCAUCUCCUUUCCCUAUUCCCCUUCUUCCCAGCUCCUCAAAACCCUCUCCCCUUCUUCAUAUCCCCUCCUGUCACUCUACCCCUUCUUCCUAUCUCCUGCUUUCCCUCUCCCCUUUCUUCCUAUCUUCUCCUUGCUCUCCCCCUUCUUCCUAUCUCUGCUGUCAAGUUGGGUCAUUACAGCCUGCGCUUGCACCAUAACGUAUCUCUCACGCCCUGUUCGCCCUCCCUCGCUUUUCUCCCUCUCCAUUCCUGUUUCACCCCCCCAUGUAGGACACACUCCCCUUCCUGGCUCCAGGCGCAUUAGCGCGACGCGCAUUGGCGCCAAGCGCAGUGGCGCCAGGCGCAGUGGCGCCAGGCGCAUUGGCGCCAGGGACGCCAGGCGCAUUGGCGCCAGGCGCAUUGACGCCUGGCGCAUUGACGCCAGGCGCAUUGGCGUCAGGCGCAUUGGCGCCAGGCGCAUUGGCGCCAGGCGCAGUGGCGCCAGGCGCAUUGGCGCCAGGCGCAUUGACGCCAGGCGCAUUGACGCCAGGCGCAUUGGCGCCAGGCGCAUUGGCGCCAAGCGCAGUGGCGCCAAGCGCAUUGGCGCCAGGCGCAUUGUUGCAAAGCGCAGUGGCGCCAGGCGCAUUGGCGCCAAGCGUAUUGGCGCAUUGGCGCCAAGCGCAUUGGCGCAUUGGCGCCAAGCGCAGUGA
Molecule: messenger RNA, 1506 nt
Organism: Closterium sp. Naga37s-1
Lineage: Eukaryota; Viridiplantae; Streptophyta; Zygnematophyceae; Desmidiales; Closteriaceae
Source: the annotation of a GenBank genome assembly